Messenger RNA from Cotesia congregata, 2184 nucleotides. Lineage: Eukaryota; Metazoa; Arthropoda; Insecta; Hymenoptera; Braconidae. The record is from the annotation of a GenBank genome assembly.
AUGAAACAACGUAGAAAAGCAGGUGGUACGCCUGGGUUACUUAAAGUAGCGCGAUGUCCAAAUAAAACUUCGAAAAAAGGAGGCGGUAACUACGCUGUAUGCAGUAAAUGUAAAGGUUGGUACACUAAGACUAAUAUCCGCCAUCACUUUCGUGAUUGCCAAGAUGGCGCUAAGAGCAGUAAAGGUAUCUUAGCUAGAGCCCGACGCAUCCAAGGACAAAUCCAUGAACGAGCAUCCGAUGCUAUGCGUCAUAAAAUUAUCCCUUAUAUGAAACUUACCGAAAAUGUAAAACUGAUACGGUAUGAUCUUAUGAUAAUUUUAUUUGGCAAUGAAGAAUGUACUAAGUACAAAAAGCGUAACCAUGCUCAAAUCAUUCGUGGAAAACUGAGCCUAUUAGCUCGUUUCCUUGCAGUUAUGAAAGAUGUAGAUUCAUCUGUAAGUGAUUUCGCCUCAAUAUACACUCCAGAACGUUAUUAUAAGGUUAUUGAAGCAAUAAAUAAAUUUGCUGGACUAGAUGAAGAAACUGGUUUCUACAAAGUGCCGUCUAGAGCGUCUGAAAUCACAACUAAUAUUAACAAGAUCGGGCAAAUAUUUAUUAAUGAGUGUAUCAUUAGCAAGGAUCGAGUUAAGAAAGAAGAUGUAGAAAAUUUUUUAUCACUAUGUAAGCAAGGAUUUGCUAAUGUAAUAAAUCGAACUGUUAAUGAGACUCGCAUAACACAACAGCGUAAUAAAGUAGUAAAGCUCCUUAAUACAACUGAUAUUCAACGUUUCUCUAGGUUUUUAAAUCAAAGAAUCGAUUAUAACAUCGAACUUUUGAAAAAAUCAUUUUCAAUCAGAGCCUGGCGUGAUCUUGCUGAAGCUACGCUUAUUCAGUUACAGCUUUUCAAUCGCAAAAGAGCUGGAGAAAUGGAACGAUUUGAGUUAAAUGACUACAAGAAGAUUCAAUUUAUUAAGGAAGGAGAUGAAGGCUACAAAUCGUUGUCCAAGAAAGAGAAAGAAAGAGCGAAAGAAUUCGGCCAUACUGUCAUUCAAGGGAAAUUGUAUAAAAGUGUACCUUUGUUAUUGAGUACUAAAGUUCGUGAUGGGAUUGACUUCGUUAUGAAAUAUCGAAAAGAUGCUCGCGUGUCUUCAAGAAAUCCGCAUGUAUUUGGAAUCGCUGGAUAUUACAAAGAUGCUCAUUUGUGUGCCAGUAGUAUUAUGAGAAAAUUAUCAGACCUAUGUGGUGCUGAUCAGCCUAAAUUGCUUCGUGGUACAUUUUUGCGUAAACAAAUUGCGACCAAAUGCAAUGAAAUGCAACUUGAUCCUACCCAAACCUCAAAAGUAGCAGACUACCUUGGACAUGACGUUAGUAUCCAUAAAAAAGUUUACCAGCAAAGAACGAGAGCUGAUAUAUUAACUAUGUCCACGAUUUUACUCAAAGCUCAAAAUCCUAAUGACUCAUGUAACAACUCCAAAGGCUCAAUCGGGAUAGAUUCUACAAUGAAUGAAACAGAUAAAUCGAUCGAUGAAGAUAAUUCUAUCAAUGCAGAUAAUUUCAUCAAUGCAGAUAAUUCCAUCAAUACAGAUAAUUCUAUCAAUGCAGGUUCCGUCGAUUCUACUAUGACUUCAAAAAGUCAAAACAGUCAUGAAGAGGAUGUGACUGAGGAUUCGAUAGGACGCAAAAAAAUAAGUCGUAACAGGUGGAGUAGCACAGAAGAGAGGGAUAUUAGAGAGUAUUUUGCGGAAUAUGUAAGGACUGAAUCAUACCCGUCUCUUAGUGUCAUUCGAGAAAUUAAGCAAAAGUAUAAUAUUUUGGCAAAACAAAACCCCGAUGUUAUUAAAACAAAACUGAGUAAUAUUUAUAAAUUAAAUAUUGCUAAAGCAAAUAAAAACGCGAAUACCAAGAAAUCUAAUUCAUUAGAGCAAAAAUCUCACCAACCAGUUAAAUAUAAAAGUGCGUCUGUAAAUAAUUCAAAAAUCAACAAAAGUAAAUUAAAUGAAAAUUCUAAAAAAAUGAAAAAAAGUACUGAUAGAUUGAAAAUUAAGCAACACAUAAAAUAUAUAUUCAAUUCUUAUAUAAAUAAACGCCGUGUACCUUCAGCUCAAACAUGUAACGAAGCCAAAAAACAUGAUCAAGUACUAAAAAACUUGGAAGUUGAGUAUAUUCAAAGUAUUAUUCAGAAGGAAUUGUGUAGAAAUAAAUGA